AGCAGCAGCGUCGGCUCUCCUGUGGAGGUGCUCUUCGUGGUGGUGUUUCUCGAGCAGCUGCAGUUCUCACUACAGCGCCAGGACGAGUCCGGUUCGUGUUCGUCCGCGGAGAUCUCUCUCAUCUCGCUCGGCUGCGGGAAAUCGGGCUGAAGCGACUGAGUCCGCGAUGGAGAGAGAAAAGGAACAGUUCCAUAAAAUCUUCAUUGGUGGCUUGAGCUUUGAAACCACAGAAGAAAGUUUGAGGAACUAUUACGAGCAAUGGGGAAAACUUACAGACUGUGUGGUAAUGAGAGAUCCUGCAAGCAAAAGAUCAAGAGGAUUUGGUUUUGUAACUUUUUCAUCCAUGGCUGAGGUUGAUGCUGCCAUGGCUGCAAGACCUCAUUCAAUUGAUGGGAGAGUGGUUGAGCCAAAACGUGCUGUUGCAAGAGAGGAAUCUGGAAAACCUGGGGCUCAUGUGACUGUGAAGAAGCUAUUUGUUGGUGGAAUUAAAGAAGAUACUGAAGAGCAUCAUCUUAGAGAUUACUUUGAGGAAUACGGAAAAAUUGAUACCAUUGAAAUAAUCACUGAUAGGCAGUCAGGAAAGAAAAGAGGCUUUGGAUUUGUUACUUUUGAUGCCCAUGAUCCUGUGGAUAAGAUUGUGUUGCAGAAAUACCAUACCAUCAAUGGUCAUAAUGCAGAAGUAAGGAAGGCUUUGUCUAGACAAGAAAUGCAGGAAGUCCAAAGUUCUAGAAGUGGAAGAGGAGGCAACUUUGGUUUUGGAGAUUCUCGUGGUGGUGGAGGAAAUUUUGGACCAGGACCUGGAAGUAACUUUAGAGGAGGAUCUGAUGGAUAUGGGAGUGGUCGUGGAUUUGGGGAUGGCUCUAAUGGGUAUGGAGGAGGACCUGGACGUGGCAAUUUUGGAGGUAGCCCUGGUUAUGGAGGAGGAAGAGGAGGAUAUGGUGGUGGAGGACCUGGAUAUGGCAACCAGGGUGGGGGCUACGGAGGUGGUUAUGACAACUAUGGAGGAGGAAAUUACGGAAGUGGAAAUUACAAUGAUUUUGGAAAUUAUAACCAGCAGCCAUCUAACUAUGGUCCAAUGAAAAGUGGAAACUUUGGUGGUAGCAGGAUCAUGGGGGGACCAUGUGGUGGAGGAAACUAUGGUCCUGGAGGAAGUGGAGGAAGUGGGGGUUAUGGAGGGAGAAGCCGAUACUGAGCUGCUUCCAAUUUGCCAUGGGCUUCACUGUAUAAAUAGGAGAGGAUGAGAGCCCAGAGGUAACAGAACAGCUUCAGGUUAUCGAAAUAACAAUGUUAAGGAAACUCUUAUCUCAGUCAUGCAUAAAUAUGCAGUGAUAUGGCAGAAGACACCAGAGCAGAUGCAGAGAGCCAUUUUGUGAAUGGAUUGGAUUAUUUAAUAACAUUACCUUACUGUGGAGGAAGGAUUGUAAAAAAAAAAUGCCUUUGAGACAGUUUCUUAGCUUUUUAAUUGUUGUUUCUUUCUAGUGGUCUUUGUAAGAGUGUAGAAGCAUUCCUUCUUUGAUAAUGUUAAAUUUGUAAGUUUCAGGUGACAUGUGAUAACUUUUUUAAGAUUUUUCUCAAAGUUUUGAAAAGCUAUUAGCCAGGAUCAUGGUGUAAUAAGACAUAACGUUUUUCCUUUAAAAAAUUUAAGUGCGUGUGUAGAGUUAAGAAGCUGUUGUACAUUUAUGAUUUAAUAAAAUAAUUCUAAAGAAAAAAAAAAAGAAAAA
Messenger RNA from Manis pentadactyla (Chinese pangolin), 1721 nucleotides. Its product is annotated as heterogeneous nuclear ribonucleoproteins A2/B1-like. The record is from RefSeq and is a predicted model, not a curated record. Lineage: Eukaryota; Metazoa; Chordata; Mammalia; Pholidota; Manidae. Gene Ontology annotation, molecular function: RNA binding. The coding region runs from base 167 to 1192 and encodes 341 amino acids. The transcript has a single exon.